Molecule: messenger RNA, 1614 nt
Organism: Alternaria postmessia
Lineage: Eukaryota; Fungi; Ascomycota; Dothideomycetes; Pleosporales; Pleosporaceae
Exons: 2
Coding region: 1-1614 (537 amino acids)
Biological process (GO): SRP-dependent cotranslational protein targeting to membrane, translocation; SRP-dependent cotranslational protein targeting to membrane
Cellular component (GO): cytosol; signal recognition particle, endoplasmic reticulum targeting
Molecular function (GO): endoplasmic reticulum signal sequence receptor activity; ATP hydrolysis activity; 7S RNA binding
Source: RefSeq, a predicted model, not a curated record
AUGGUGCUUCAAGAUCUCGGGCGGCGCAUCAAUGCCGCCGUCACUGACCUCACGAGGUCGCCAAACCUCGAUGAGAAGGCCUUCGAAGCCAUGGUCAAGGAGAUCUCCAACGCCCUCGUCGAAGCCGAUGUCAACGUCAAACUCGUCAUGAACCUGCGACAAUCGAUCAAGAAAGCCGUUGACUUCAAGCAUCUCGCGCCAGGUGUGAACAAGAAGCGCCUCAUCCAGAAAGCCGUCUUCGAUGAACUCGUCAAGAUGGUCGACCCCCACGCCGAACCCUUCAAGCCCCGCAAGGGCAAAUCGAACGUCAUCAUGUUUGUUGGUCUGCAGGGUGCGGGUAAGACGACAACGUGUACAAAGCUGGCGAGAUGGUACCAGGCAAGAGGCUUCAAGGCCUGUCUGGUGUGCGCCGAUACCUUCCGUGCUGGUGCCUUCGAUCAACUGAAGCAGAACGCGACCAAGGCGAAGAUCCCAUACUACGGUAGCCAUACACAGACCGAUCCUGUCGUCGUGGCAGCCGAGGGUGUGGAGAAGUUCAAGAAGGAGCGCUUCGAGAUCAUCAUCGUGGAUACCUCCGGACGUCACCGACAAGAGACAGACCUCUUCGACGAGAUGGUGCAGAUUCAGAAUGCCGUGACUCCCGAUCAGACAAUCAUGGUGCUGGAUGGAACAAUCGGUCAGGCUGCUGAGUCGCAAGCGCGCGCUUUCAAGGAGGCUGCAGACUUCGGAGCUAUCGUCAUUACCAAGACAGACGGUGCAGCAGCAGGAGGUGGUGCCAUUUCCGCUGUCGCAGCAACGCACACGCCCAUUGUCUUCCUCGGAAACGGAGAGCACAUGCUGGAUCUCGAGCGCUUCGCGCCACAGGCUUUCGUCUCGAAACUGCUUGGCAUGGGAGACGUGCAAGGGCUUGUCGAACACGUGCAAUCGCUCAAACUCGACCAAAAAGACACCAUGAAGCAUAUCACUCAAGGAAUCUUCACUAUCAAGGACCUGCGGGAUCAGCUCUCCAACAUCAUGAAGAUGGGACCAUUGUCUAAGAUGGCAGGCAUGAUUCCCGGUCUCAGCAGCAUGAUGGGUGGUAUGGACGAUGAGGAGGGUGGUACCAAGCUCAAGCGCAUGAUUUACAUCUGCGACAGUAUGACUGAGAAAGAGCUAGAGUCGGAUGGAAAGAUGUUCGUUGAUCAGCCCACACGUAUGACACGCAUCGCUCGUGGCUCCGGUACCUCCGUGCGUGAAGUCGAGGAACUGCUUACCCAACACCGUAUGAUGGCCGGUAUGGCGAAGAAGAUGAAGGGUGGAAUGGCGAACAUGCAGAAAGCACAAGGUGCCAUGGGAGGAGGAAACAAGCAACAACAACUCGCAGCUAUGCAGAAGCGCAUGCAAAGUAUGGGAGGAGGCGCCGGCGGUGCCGGCGGUGGUAUGCCAGAUAUUGGUGCUAUGAUGAAGAUGCUCGGUGGAGGCGGCGGUGGCGGCAUGCCCGACAUGUCAGCCCUAGGCGGAAUGGGUGGCAUGCCUGAUAUGGGUGCCAUGAUGAAGAUGAUGGGUGGUAUGGGUGGCAUGCCGGGCAUGGGUGGAGGUGGUGCUGGUGCAGGGCAAGGAAAGGGGAGGAGGUAG